AUGGACAAUCAAGACAAUUCCAAUCAACAACAGGAUACCCGGGAAGGCCUGGUCCUUGCCCUACUAUGCCUCGAGAUAGUUGACCACCCGGAGCACAAGGAGAGCAUUGAGGCCAUUCUCAAGUUCUACGAAAACGGCGGCGCCCUCCCUACCGCCGACAUCAUGGAAGGUCGGGAGCUCAAGCGGCUACGCCGUCAGAUGGUUGACCGCCCGGAUGACAAGGAGAAUAUCGAGGCCAUUCUCAAGUUUUACGAAAACGGCGGCGCCUUCCCCAUCCACAACAUCGUUGUAUGGGCCUAUAGGCCCGGGCCCCACGUCGGGCGUGGUACUUUGGAAGAGUGGCGCGAUGAUGCCAAAGCCAACGGCUAUAGAGGGCAGCCAUUCAUCCAUAGGUACAUGUACCUGACCAUCUACCGCGACGACUGGGACACCUUAAACGUCAAUCGCAUGACGCCGAAAUAUGAGACGGUUACCAUGGCCUCAGACGUUGAAGUCCAGAUGGAGACCUUUAUUGGCGAGAUUCGCACCGUGAAGUUUGAUGCGGGGAAUGAGAUGACGACUCUUACCGGCUGGCUGCGCGAGUCGUUCGUCAUCAGAGACCCCGGACCUGAAAAAUGGUGGUAUCUCAGCUCCCAGUGCCGAGGGCCGGAAACAGGGCCUUCAGGCAGCUCAGCCCCAAAGCGGCGAGAGCUCAGCCCAACGUCCGAAAACGGAUUUUGCUGUGAUGUUGACUAUAUCAUGGACCAUCAUGCACCUCCAAAUAUCUAG
Molecule: messenger RNA, 768 nt
Organism: Lasiosphaeria miniovina
Lineage: Eukaryota; Fungi; Ascomycota; Sordariomycetes; Sordariales; Lasiosphaeriaceae
Exons: 7
Coding region: 1-768 (255 amino acids)
Source: RefSeq, a predicted model, not a curated record